Messenger RNA from Nannochloropsis gaditana CCMP526, 2081 nucleotides. Its product is annotated as cyclin b2. The transcript is spliced from 3 exons. The coding region runs from base 15 to 2081 and encodes 688 amino acids. Gene Ontology annotation, biological process: regulation of cyclin-dependent protein serine/threonine kinase activity; mitotic cell cycle phase transition. Gene Ontology annotation, molecular function: protein binding; cyclin-dependent protein serine/threonine kinase regulator activity. The record is from RefSeq and is a predicted model, not a curated record. Gene Ontology annotation, cellular component: cytoplasm; cyclin-dependent protein kinase holoenzyme complex; nucleus.
AGGCCUCAAUCAUCAUGCGCAAACGCAGACAUGAUGAUAGCAGCCAGAAUAGCGAAGUAGCGUUGUCUUCUCAAGUAAAAAGAGCGGUCAAUCCACGUUCAACACGCUCGCAUUCAAGAUCAACAGAUAAAGGUAUAAGCGACGAGGCGAAGAAAAAUCAAUUUUCAGCUCCGGACUCCAAGAGCGCAGCCAGCAGGCCGUCACGGGGACAAUUCUCCCUAAAGCAUGCGCGCGAGGAGCCAGCCACGGAGCAGAAUCUUGUGAAUCAAUCUAGAGACUCGCCGCGGCCGCCCAUGCAGCCUUGCCUAGUUCAUUGCCAUGGAGCAAUGGAGGACAUGGACAGCAUUUCGAGCACAAACACCACCAAGAGGAAUGUCGAAGGGCGACCCUCCUUAAUAAUCCUCCAAACACAAUGCUUGGAGGCAAUCCUGCAAAAUUUGACACCGAUUUCCAGGUGUCCCUCCGCACCUCCCGUCCUGCUCGCAGAGGAACGCCUGGCGCUCCGAAAGCUCGGGCUUCAACUCAUGGCAUUAACGGCGCCAGAUGAUGGGGAAAAUAGCGGAUUUCCAUUGUCAUAUGCGGGGGCAGAGCAUGCCGGUGUGGACAUGGUGUCGGCGAGUGAGGAAGAGAGGGAGGAAAGACGAGGAGAGGCGAGUAAGGCGUUCGCGCCUCUUUGCGGCCGUGGUAUCGCCAGCGACGAAUCAAGUACAUACAACGGGUUGAGUAGUACUGAUAACGGGGCUCAAAGAUCAGGCAAUCGCCCAUCCCGACUCUCGUCUUCCUCUUCCGUUCCCGCUGCCUCGCUGUCUUCCCCUUCCCUUUCCUUAAAGCGCCCAUCGAGCGCCAUGCGGGCCUUCAGGUACAAAAGUGGCCCCUGCCCGAAACAUGCCUCCUACGACUUGCCCAGAACUAUAAAAGGGAACCCGGGGGGCAUUACUCGCGCCGGGAAGCCCCCUGACGACGGACUCCUCGUGCUGCCCGAGUCCGUCUGGCAGCAUGCCUUCUCCUUCGUUCCUGCCCACGACCUGUUGAGCGUCAUGCUCACCGCCCGUCCCUUCUGCAGCAUGGCCGAGCCAUUCAAAGGCUUCUAUUUUCACUGGAAUCUUCGCGCCGCAGAAAGCCUGCAAUCCCUCCGUCCUUAUAUCAGUAAGCUGCGGCACCUGAACGCGAAGAUGCGGGCCAUCCUCCUCGACUGGGUAACGGAUGUCCACCAGUCCCUCUCCUUCGCGCCCGCCACCCUCUACAGGACGGCACAGGUGCUGGAUCAAUUUUUGAGCCGCACUGAAAACGUGACCCGCGAGAAGCUGCAGUUGGUGGGGGUGACGGCCUUCAUGGUGGCCGCCAAGGGCGUGGAGCACACGCCCCCCGAUCCGGACGACUGUGCCUACUGGACCGACAACGCCUACAGCGGCCUGGAGGUCUCGUCCAUGGAAUCCCGCCUUCUCAAGGUCCUCUCGCAGUCACCCUUCCGCCCUCCCUCGCUCCCUCCCACCGCUCAGGACUUUCUCACCCUUUAUUUGAAGGAGGUAGGGGCUGGGAAGCUCGCUUCUUGCCGGGCCCAGUACUACUGCGAGCGGACGCUCCAAGAGCACGACAUGCUGUCCUUUCCUCCGUCGCUGAUCGCCGCCGCCUCUGUCAUCCUUGCCUUGAAGAGUAGUCCCAUCCCAGUCGUUGUCCAUCCAUGCUCCACCCAGAAGCCCAAGUCCUGGACAGAGGCCGUUGCGCACUAUUCCGGGUAUUCGGACACGAAGGUGGCGGCCUGCGCCCGGCGGAUUUGUCAGCACGUGCGGCACACCGUGACCACGCUGUCUGGUAGGAAAUUGGACGCGGUGAAAAGAAAAUACGCGAACGGGCUCUUCCUGGCCGUCAGUAGGAUGGAGCCUCCCACAUGGGGGGGGGGCCCGGGUGAAGACGCUGAGAAAGCGGAAGGAGGGGGCGGGCAAGAAGAGGGAGGAGAGAUCUCGAACGCUGAGGGAGGAAACGCGCCGGGCGGAGAUGAGGUGGACGUAGAGGAAGCAGGUGAGGAAGGGAACGGCGAUGGAGGGAUGGGAGGAGAUGUUGAGGGUGGGUUAGAGGUCUGA